Molecule: messenger RNA, 837 nt
Organism: Trichosurus vulpecula (common brushtail)
Lineage: Eukaryota; Metazoa; Chordata; Mammalia; Diprotodontia; Phalangeridae
Gene: HMX2
Product: H6 family homeobox 2
Exons: 2
Coding region: 1-837 (278 amino acids)
Biological process (GO): regulation of transcription by RNA polymerase II
Cellular component (GO): nucleus
Molecular function (GO): RNA polymerase II transcription regulatory region sequence-specific DNA binding; DNA-binding transcription factor activity, RNA polymerase II-specific
Source: RefSeq, a predicted model, not a curated record
AUGGGCAGCAAAGAAGACCCUGGCAAAUGUUGUCCAGCCACCGCCCCCAUCUCCAGCUUCACUAUCCAGUCCAUCUUGGGCAGCGGGCCCUCUGAGGAGUCCAGGGAGAUCGGGGCCAAGGGCGCCGCGGGCUGGGCGAACAGGAAAAGGAGUCUGUCGGUAUCCUCGGAGGAAGAGGAGGCAGAUGACGGCUGGAAACACUCUGGCUGUUACUGCCCCGACUCGCAUGGCCCGAAGGAGUCGGGCCACAAGCACCAUCAGCCCCUCACACUAACUUGUCUCAGUAACUCAAAGGCUAGCGGAGGAGCCGGAUCAGUGAGUUCAGACAGGACGCCUUUCCUCUCCCAACCCCAGCAAGACUUUAAAGAAGAGAAAGAGAAACACUUCCACCCCGGGUCACCAUCGCCUGGAGCAGAGCGGCCUCGGGAUUCUGGAGUAGAUCGGCAGGCUGGAUCCGCCAAGAAGAAGACCCGCACGGUCUUCUCUCGCAGUCAGGUGUACCAGCUCGAAUCUACAUUCGACAUGAAGCGUUACCUGAGCAGUUCAGAACGUGCUUGCCUUGCUUCCAGCCUACAGCUGACCGAAACGCAGGUGAAGACUUGGUUCCAGAACCGGCGGAACAAAUGGAAGAGGCAACUCUCUGCAGAACUGGAGGCGGCCAAUAUGGCCCACGCCUCGGCCCAGACUCUGGUGGGGAUGCCACUGGUGUUCAGAGACAAUUCCCUUCUGAGGGUCCCCGUGCCCCGAUCGAUAGCCUUCCCGGCCCCUUUGUACUAUCCGGGGAGCAACCUGUCAGCCUUACCUCUCUAUAAUCUGUACAACAAGAUUGACUACUGA